AUGGCAUCUAUAGAUCGACGAGGCACACGUUUUAUAUUCGAUCGAAAGAGAUUCAGGUCAGAGGACGAGGGGGAUGACGACGGGGAAGAAGGAGGCAUUGAUCAAGCGGACAUGAUCGCCUCUAAAUGGGUCAACUCGCCCACCAAGCCCGAUAGAGCCUCGAUCCAAUCCACGCCAAACUCACAUUCGCCUCGAAAUUUGACCAAAAUUCGGACUCGCCAUGGUUCUAUCGAGAUUGGUAAGCUUCCAUUACCACAGAGCCAGGAUCCUUGGAAGAAAUUCAAACCCCUUCUUCACGUCCGGCAAGGUUGUCCUGCCAUAAUGGCUCGCUCGAUCCCACCCGAUCAGCAGCUUUAUGCUGUUAGGAGUGUUACUUCGGCGGAAAAAGAUAAACAUCUGCGUGCCAUUCAACAAUUAGGUCUUUGCCCAGGGAGAGGCAUUGACCGGGUUCAGGAGACUUUCGACUGGUCCGGGACAUUGUUCGUUGUGACUCAGUAUGUCAAACCUAGUCUUUCUCAAAUUAUUACAAGCCAGGACCGUCCAACAGAGGCGCAUAUAGCCUUCAUAGCUUACGAGAAGAUAUUGAUUAGCCUUGUGCUGCUAGAGGAACAGGGUCUAGUGCAUGGCUCACUGGACUCGUCCUUCGUCCUGAUCCCUCCUUCCUGUGUGCCUAUCUUAGGUAAGUAUUAA
Cladophialophora immunda is the source of this 690-nucleotide messenger RNA. RefSeq lists its product as uncharacterized. The record is from RefSeq and is a predicted model, not a curated record. Lineage: Eukaryota; Fungi; Ascomycota; Eurotiomycetes; Chaetothyriales; Herpotrichiellaceae. The transcript has 2 exons. Bases 1 to 690 code for a protein of 229 amino acids.